This is a messenger RNA of Colossoma macropomum (tambaqui), 3408 nucleotides long. It is a transcript of the gene wwp2, whose product is annotated as WW domain containing E3 ubiquitin protein ligase 2. Gene Ontology annotation, molecular function: protein binding; ubiquitin protein ligase activity. The coding region runs from base 88 to 2670 and encodes 860 amino acids. Gene Ontology annotation, biological process: regulation of monoatomic ion transmembrane transport; negative regulation of transcription by RNA polymerase II; protein K63-linked ubiquitination. Lineage: Eukaryota; Metazoa; Chordata; Actinopteri; Characiformes; Serrasalmidae. The record is from RefSeq and is a predicted model, not a curated record. The transcript is spliced from 24 exons.
GCCGCUGCGGGGUCACAUGACCGUGAGGCGGAAGUGCUGCUAGGCUAACCCGCUAGCGGACCGCACGGAGUAAAGGGCUGUGAUGUGAUGGCAGCUGCCAGUGUGAGCAGACCUGGUGGAGUCCAGGGAGCAGAGAAAUCCCAGCUGACCCUGAAAGUGGUGUCCGCCAGGCCGCAGUCUCCCAAACUUCCCGGCCGUCUGUCCCGCCUCAGCUCCUUCGUGGAGGUGACCGCCGACGGCCUGACCAGCGAGACGAAGAAAACAGGCAAACGCAGCGGACACCACGAGCUGCAGUGGAACGAGGACCUCACGCUGAACGUGACUCCUCAGAGUCGGCUGGACCUGAAGCUGUGGAGCUGUCACACGCUGAGGAAGGAGCUGCUGGGCAGCGCCACCAUCGACCUGCUGGACACUCUCCGAACACACGAUGGCAGAAUGGAGAACGUGGAGCUGGUUCUGGUUCUGCAGACGGAGAAUAAAGGCAGUGUUGUGUCGGGCGGAGAGCUGAAUGUGUGUCUGGAUGGUUUGGUUGUUGAUUUGGGAUCCCUGCCCAACGGAUCAGCAACAGACAAGAUGCUGCAAUCAGAUCGGCCAAAUCUCCGCAGGACUCAGAGCGACGAGACGCCCGGAACUGCCAGCCCCCACAGCAGGACUCAGAGACACUCUGCUGCUGGAUCUCGUGCGGAGUCUCCCAGCGGCUCGAGGGGAACGACUCUCACUAACGGAGAAAUAAACGGAGAAACCUCCUCACACCACCGCACGGGUAAAGGUGAGCUGCCGGUGGAGGUGCUGGAGAAUGGGCGUGGCAGUCUGGGGCCCACCCCCCCUCCCUCAUCUCCAUCACUCAGAUCUGCAGGAAACAGCGUUCCUAUUGGUCCAGACAGUAUAGCCCCACCCCCUGCAGAUGCAGCCCCACCCACCACUGAUGACCAGCCCACAGAGCCUGCCAUGGAAUCCUUACCUGCAGGCUGGGAACAGAGAGUUCUCCCUCAUGGGCGGGUUUAUUACGUUGAUCACAACACCAAAACUACAACCUGGGAACGACCCCUCCCACCUGGGUGGGAGAAGCGUGUGGAUCAGCGUGGCCGGUUCUACUAUGUCGACCACAACACCAGGACCACCACCUGGCAGCGGCCCACACCUGAAUCCGUCAGAAACUACGAGCAGUGGCAGAGCCAGCGGAGCCAGCUACAGGGAGCCAUGCACCAGUUCAACCAGCGAUACCUGUACCAGUCCUCUGGAGCUCCUGUUGAGAAUGAUCCUCUGGGUGCUCUUCCUCCAGGAUGGGAAAAGCGUCAGGACAAUGGGCGCGUUUACUUCGUCAACCACAACACGCGGACCACGCAGUGGGAGGACCCUCGAACCCAAGGGAUGAUCCAGGAGCCGCCGCUGCCCCCUGGCUGGGAGAUGAAGUACACCGCUGAGGGCGUGCGAUAUUUCGUAGAUCACAAUUCACGCACCACCACCUUCAAAGACCCACGGCCAGGCUUCGAAUCAGGCUCACGGCAGGGUGGGUCUCCAGGCGCGUAUGACCGCAGCUUCAGAUGGAAAUAUCAUCAGUUCCGUUUCUUGUGCCAUUCCAACGCUCUGCCCAGCCAUGUGAAGAUCUCAGUGUCGAGACAAACUCUGUUUGAGGACUCCUUUCAGCAGAUUAUGAACAUGAAGCCAUAUGACCUGCGCCGGAGGCUCUACAUCAUCAUGAGGGGGGAGGAGGGGCUGGACUACGGCGGCAUCGCCAGAGAGUGGUUCUUCCUGCUGUCUCAUGAGGUCCUGAACCCCAUGUACUGUCUGUUUGAAUACGCUGGCAAAAACAACUACUGCCUGCAGAUAAACCCUGCCUCCUCCAUCAACCCCGAUCACCUGACCUACUUCCGCUUCAUCGGCCGCUUCAUCGCCAUGGCGCUGUACCACGGGAAGUUUAUCGAUACCGGCUUCACUCUGCCCUUCUAUAAGCGCAUGCUCAAUAAGAAACCCACGCUGAAGGACCUGGAGUCCAUCGACCCCGAGUUCUACAACUCCAUCAUGUGGGUUAAGGAGAACGAUCUGGAGGAGUGCGGCGUGGAGCUGUAUUUUGCUCAGGACAUGGAGAUCUUAGGGAAAGUUUCCACUCACCAGCUGAAAGACGACGGGGAGAACGAGCUCGUCACCCGCGAAAACAAGGAGGAGUAUAUCAGUUUGCUGACAGAUUGGCGGUUCACGCGAGGUGUAGAGGAGCAGACCAAAGCCUUCCUGGACGGAUUUAAUGAGGUGGUUCCACUCGAAUGGCUUCGCUACUUCGAUGAGAAAGAGCUGGAGCUGAUGCUGUGUGGGAUGCAGGAGAUCGACCUCAGUGACUGGCAGAAAAACACCAUCUAUCGUCAUUACACCAAGAACAGCAAGCAGAUCCACUGGUUCUGGCAGGUCGUGAAGGAGAUGGACAAUGAGAAAAGGAUCCGGCUGCUGCAGUUCGUCACUGGAACCUGCAGACUGCCUGUGGGGGGCUUCGCUGAGCUCAUAGGGAGCAACGGGCCGCAGAAGUUCUGCAUCGACAAAGUGGGGAAGGAGACGUGGCUGCCAAGAAGCCACACCUGCUUCAACCGGCUGGACCUGCCGCCAUACCGGAACCUGGAGCAGCUGAGGGAGAAGCUUCUGUUCGCCAUCGAGGAGACCGAGGGCUUCGGGCAGGAGUGAGGGGCGAUUAGGGCAAAGCUGGGCCAGGUGGGGAGGGGGGCGGAGCCAGUUCGGCUCACCUGCUGGGACGGGUCGGGGGAGGGACCAGCGCAACCUUUAAGAUACACGUAGAAAUUUCCAUAAAGAAGUAGGACUCUUACAGAUAUUAGCACCAUACUGUUAUUUUGAUUAUUAAAGGCAGUAGGAAUGGAAUAUUAGACCUGUCGCCAGCAAAGCGCCUUUUCCUCGUCACCACGGCAACGCCGGAGGCUGCUUCCUGUUCUGUGAUCAUGUGACGGGCAGCGAGCCAGUAAUACACCAGACGCAAAUGAAAUGAGAAUAUAUUACUUUUUGUACCUUUAAGCAUCCUGAAGAGGGCGAUGGAGCGGCAGAAACAGCGCCCCCUGUUGUGGGAAGAGCAGAACCACAACCUGCAAAAAUAAAAGAUGAUUGUUAAAUUUUACCAAUAAACCAAUAAACCGCAACAGCAGCGCUAAAGCAAACGCAUCACGCCUGCAGUACCUGGGAGAGAAUCUUGUACGUGAGAAGCAGACUGAGUGUUAGUGCGCGAGGCUCUGAGUGAGAGAAUGUGUCCGCUUUAAAAAUGAUUUCAUUUCUUUGUUUUUAUUAUUUUUGUUAAUUGUGAAAUGGCGCCUUCUGCUGUACAGAGUGAAAGUAAAUAUGAAUUCUGUAGUUUGGGAGAGAAAAAAGGAUGUUGUAAAAAAAAAUCCAUGAUUAAAUUCAGUAUGUACACGCUGG